GUGAAAGCCGUGGCCUGCCUUAGUAAAGCUUCCCACGUGACUAGGUCGCAAGCGUACAGACGUAGGCACAGUAGGUCUUAUGGUAUGGCUUGAAGCUACAGUAGGUGCUCAGAAUCCUGUCAGACAUAAUGACCUAAUGGUGGCAAGUGAAAUUACAUUUUCUAAAAGCAGAACUAUGGCCCUCUCUGGAGUGGCGAAGAUAACAGAUGGCCUAUAUCUCAGUAAUGCAUUUGCAGCCAAUAACAAAGCUGUUCUUACUGCAUAUGGUAUCACUUGUGUCAUCAAUGUCUCACUGGAAAAGUCAAGGAAUGUUUCACCAGAAAGAGAGUAUCUCCAUUUUCCUGUAACAGACACUCCCAGCUCCUUCUUAUUUGAAUACUUUGAUACUGUAGCAGACAAGAUCCACAGUGUGGAAGCCAGCGGGGGCCGCACAUUGGUCCACUGUUCGGCAGGAAUUAGUAGAUCACCUACACUUUGUCUAGCCUAUCUAAUGAAGUAUAAAAAUCAAUCCCUGCUUGUUGCACACAACUGGCUCAAGACGUGCAGACCUAUUAUUCGGCCAAACAAUGGCUUUUGGGAACAGCUCAUCCGCUAUGAAACAAAACUAUUUGGUAACAACACCAUCAGAAUGGUUAUUUCGCCUAUAGGACCAGUCCCAAAUAUUUAUUUAGAAGAAACAAAGAACAUGAUUACAUUUUGGAACACUAAAAUGUAACACAACAUCUGUAAGAAAAUGUUUCAGGAAUGAUAAAAUCUUGCUUUUCCCUUUAGCAUUCUAGAACAAUAAACCAUGUAGUAAAAUGAAA
Molecule: messenger RNA, 806 nt
Organism: Bombina bombina (fire-bellied toad)
Lineage: Eukaryota; Metazoa; Chordata; Amphibia; Anura; Bombinatoridae
Product: dual specificity protein phosphatase 18
Exons: 2
Coding region: 80-715 (211 amino acids)
Biological process (GO): protein dephosphorylation
Molecular function (GO): MAP kinase tyrosine/serine/threonine phosphatase activity
Source: RefSeq, a predicted model, not a curated record